AUGGUCAAGUACCGUCUGGCUAGUCUUCCAAGGCUGGACCGAAAGAUCCGGAAAUGUCAAAUGCCCAUGUCACUCUUCAAUCCUCAAUGUACGGGCUAUUGGGACGCUUCUUUCGAGAUCAACAACAACCAAGUCCAAUGGAAGGCCAAACCUGAUCCUAACACCAUCCUUUACAACUACAUGCUGCCCCCCGAUCAUAUGACCAGAUGUGUCAUACCAUUGUUUGCGGCACGCGGCCUGCUGGCAGACCUUGAGCUCCGCGUGGCCACGAAGCUGAGCCACGAGUAUCAAGACUCUAGGCAACACCUCAGUGCUAUGCUAGAUUAUGACAUGCGUUGCUGCAUCCUCUUUCUGGCUCGCAAACGGCCCGACCUCCAGCCAUUCGAAGUAUUGUGGUGCGCUGUAAGUGGGGUUCUGAAGGUGCACAAACCCUCGUUCGACAGAUACAUUCAGGCACCCGCAAAGAUUCGCCAAAGGGUCAGGCGAGACGGAAUAGCAGCGUUUCAGAGAAUGAUAAAGGCUCCAGAUUUCGUCCAAGUUGACAAAUCCCUUUGGAACGCGAUGAGGGUGCUUGAGAUCUAUACUAGACCUCUGGUUACAGGCGAAAAUGCAUACCUCUGGAUCGAUUCUUUCCGUCUUGAGAACAUUGACGUCAUCUACGAUUUACGCCUAGAUGGCGCGAAAGCUCGAAAGAAAUUGUUCGAUUACCUCGAAGAGAGGCAUCCUGGUGGCGAAUCCAUAUGGCACAGCCUCGUCCAGAACUUCCACAGCCACGAUGUAAUCAAAUUUCCAGAGUACGCUACUCGACCACGCUCAGUGGAAACCAUCUUUACCUGGGUAGAGUUCUUCACAGAAGCUCGACAGGGUGUUAUACUAAAAGAGAUGGACUUCGUCGGAUAUGACCCCGUUGAAGGACAUGAGCAAAAGAAGCCGAAAAAGAAGAAGUCGAGGAAGCGCAAAGGUGCCAAAUCGGAGGAGCAGCCGACUUUGCUAGAGCAGUCUAACGAGAAGGAGUCACCUGUUUCGAAGGAGGACUCUGCACCUCAAGACCAUCCUGUGUCUCAUGAACGACCUCCACUGAAGGACGAAACGACAUCUCUGAAGGAGCCUGUCACUCAAGAACAACACACAUCCCUAGAGCAAGCUAUAGGCCAGGAAGAGCCCCAGACCAAAAAGCAGCGCUUAUCUCGAAAGCUAUCGACUACGCCUUCACCUUGUGUACCUACACCCCUUUCAACGCUGGAAGAGUCGGAGGAGGAAAGGGAGCAGAAGCUGUCAACAGAGCAGUUAAAGAAGCAGAGGAAGAAGCAGGCGAGGUGGGAGAAGAAACAUGGCAAGACAGGAAAAUCCGACGCUACUAAGCAGGCGUCCUCAACCACGGUGAAGGAGUCAUUGCCAUCCGUCACCGCGAAGACCGGUGAUGGUGGUGACAGUGUCACUGGGAACGCUGAUAAGGAUAGCGACAGUGCCAUCGACAACAGUCACGACCGUGAUGGCACCAGUGUUAUCAACGCCGGCGGUGAACUUGAUGGUCACUUGUCUGCGGCCGAUUCGAUUCCUAACGAUGAAGCGCCUACCAAUCAAGAGACGGUUCAAGAGCUUCCAAGCAACAGGUACGAAGUUUUGAUGGCCAAGCCGUCGAAACCCGCUGGGAAGUCAGCCCGAAAGCUAGCUUUCCAUGCUGAUAGUGAAGAUGACAUGAAGAAGGCCAUGGAGGAGAGUCUUCUGAAUGACCCGGGUAGCUGGUCAAAGGUGCAAGGGCGCGCGAAACUGCGACCAAAACAGAAGCAGAAACAGCGCACCGACGAUCGCAAGAGUAUCCAAGAUGCAUACAGAGAGAAAGGCUAUGCAUCUGCUGUUACGAAUGUAGAGCCGGCUGCGAAAAGAGCUGAAGUGCAAUCGGCAAAGCCAUGGGUGGACUAUGCAGAACCAUGGGUGGACCAUACAAAAUCUCAACCAACAAGAUUGUCUGCUCUAAUUCCUGGUGAGAGCAGCUCCGAACCAAUCAAAGAACUCAACAGUACCGCUCGUGGGCAGCCUACAUCCUGGUCAGCGCUUUUCAAGUCUACGGAGAAUGACACAGGGCGCAAAUCCCCUCAAGAAGCCGCUCCGUCUACGAAUGCUAUCGACACGCAACCGCGUACCGCAACUGCCACGGAAGAUUGUGAACCCAUCCAGGAGAGUGCACAAUCUGCGAGCCCUCACAUUCUUGCGCAAUCAGAACCACCCGUAAGGCAAGAGCAAUUCAAGAACUUAAAGCCGUCCAAGGUUGUUGCCGGCGCGGCAUCGUCUCCCACAUCAGGCACAGAGGACAGCGAGUCCAUCAAGGAGACCGUACGGCCUGCGAGCCAUCACACCACUAUGCAAUCAGAACUACCAGUUGUUCAAGAGAGUCCCAGGGAUUUGGAGCCGUCCAAGGUCGUUGCGGGCGCAGGAACGACCUCCACAUCAGGCACAGAGAAGAGCGGUUCUACCAAGGAGACUGUACAGCCUGUAGAUUCUCAGAGCAUUGCGCAACAAGAACUUCCCCCAGAUAGGAGGGCAUCCGGGGACUUUACGCCUCCUGAAGAUGCUGCGGGUGCGGGAUCAACUUCCACAUCCGGCACAGAGAACAGCGGUCCGAUCAAGGAGACGUUACUGACUGCAGACCCUCGAGACAUUGCGCAAUCGGAACAUCCGACAGAGAAGGAGAAACCCAUGGACCUCGCGCCAUGCGAAGAUGCUGCUGGUGCAAAAUCAACUCCUGCACCCAGCGCAAAGAACGAAAGCUCCACCACAGAGAUCGCACAAACUGUCGGCUCUCACUCAUUUGCGCAAACAAGGAUACCGAUGGAUGAGGAGGCUCGCGAACCUCGCCACCGUCGUAAGGCCAGCUCGCCGCCACCUUUGAGUUCUCACGCUCCUUUGCAACCGCAAUUGCUGGUGGAUGAAGAGGCACCCGGAUAUCACCACAGUCAUGAAGACGGUUCGCCGCCACCUGCGAGUCCUCACGCUCAUGCGCAAUCGCAGCCGCCGGUGGAUGAAGAGGAGCCCAAGGACGAAAACGGCCAUGAGGACCACACAGAAUCACUUCCCGAAGAUGAUACCGCAAGCCAGCCAUCGACCGUGGUCGACUCGGCCAUGUCGCAUGUGGAGCAGUGGCUUGCGAGCAAAUAUGCGGCUGCCUUUGCCGGGCUCACGCAAGCGGAAAUAGACAAUGCGCACUGGCGACCUCAGCAGUCAACAUCGAUCUAG
Messenger RNA from Alternaria ventricosa, 3234 nucleotides. RefSeq lists its product as uncharacterized. The record is from RefSeq and is a predicted model, not a curated record. Lineage: Eukaryota; Fungi; Ascomycota; Dothideomycetes; Pleosporales; Pleosporaceae. The coding region runs from base 1 to 3234 and encodes 1077 amino acids. The transcript is spliced from 2 exons.